GUCAAUUUUAACGAAAUGCAAUUAGGAGUAAACUUAAGUGGUACCGGGUGAACAUAUAAUAGAGUUUAGUGGUAUCCGACGCCCUAUUCAAAACUUAAGUGAUAUAUCUACCCCAAUUCUAAAACUUAAGUGGCAGCCAAAGUAGGGAUGGCAAUGGGUCGGGUUGGGGCGGGUUUUGUCAAACCCAAAUCCAAACCCAUGGGUUUAUCCGCCAAAAAAACCCGGGGUAAAACCCGUUGGGUUUGAAAAACUCAAACCCAACCCAACCCGCUAGGUAUCCGCGAGUUCAUGGGUACCCGUGGGUUUUUGUGGUAAAAUUUUACAAUAACAAGUUUCUUUCAAAAUAAAAGUUUAACAUCAAUUUUCUUAUACAAAAAACAUCAAUCUAGAGCAUACAAGCAAACCGCAAAUGAUCAAUACAAAUUGUUCAAAAUUAAAGAUAAACAUAUAUAAACAAUAAUAUUAAUUGAAACUUCUUCCUCAUCAACUAAGUUUCUUCACUCUCCACUUCAUAAUAUUAACUUCAUUCUAAACAAUUAGAACAUGUCUCCACAAACAUAUAGAAUAUUAGUUAUUUAAGGAAGAUAUAUUAUUUAGAAUAUUAAAUAUAUCGGAAAAGUAAUUAUAUGUGUGUUGGCGGGUACCCAUAGGGCGGGUUUACCUAAACCCAAACCCAACCCGACCCGGUGAAUAAUGUAACGGGUUUAAACCCGAACCCGACCCAAAACCCGUCAACACGGGUUUUACUCGCGUUGACCGGGUUGGGUCGGAUGGGUACUCGUGGGUUCGGGUUUUAUUGCCAUCCCUAAGCCAAAAUAUUAUACUCUUAUUUGUCCAAACAUAUAUUAUUGAAACCUGCAAAAUUAAAAGUUUAUCACAAUCUUCUACGAAGUGAAUAAUUUUGAUAAAAUGAUAAUUACCCCUAAACUUACUUUACUUGCCUAUCUGGUUCUAUUUCAUCUCUCGAACUUCUCUUGUUGAUAGGGAUGGCAAUGGGUUGGGUCGGGGGCGGAUAGUGCAUAUCCGUUACCCUACCCAAAGUAGGUCGGGUUUUAUCCAUACCCAUAGCCACAUGUGAAACGGGUAGAAAAUCAAAACCAUGCCCAUACCCGUUCGGGUUUCGGGUAUCCACGGUUAUCCAUGGGUAAUCAUUUCUCUUCAUAACUUCAACCAAUAUGUUAACAUUCACCCGAAUUUUCACAUUACGUAAGAGGAAAAGUACGACAAUAAUUCACUAGAAUGAAAAAAAUUAAUUAAAACAACACAAUUUCAUGAAAUAUUAUACUUAUAUGCUAAAUAUAAAUACAUAUGCAUUUGUAUUUAGAGAAAAUACAUAUGCAUUUGUAUAAUCAGGAGGAUUCGGGUUGGAUAGUGAGAAAUCCAUGUCCACCCAUUACCCACAAUAUUCGGGUUCGGGUUUUACCCGUACCCACUAAAUGUCUUUCGGGUUCGGGUUUUACCCUACCCGAUUAGGCCGGAUUCGGGUGGAUAUCAACGGUUACGAAUAUUUUUGUCAUCACUACUUGUUGACCUUUUCAGUUUUUUGUAGAAAAUUUUUUUAUAGAAGAAAGUUGAGCUGAAAAGCAAGGUUAACAUGGGGAGAGGGAGAAGGAUUGUUAUCCAAAUUGAAGCAAAGUAGCAAACAAUUGAUCAACGUUGCCGACGAGGGGCGUGCGCUACAGGGAACAGCACGAGCCAUUCCCCGGAAGGGCAGAAGAAUGGGCUUGCAGUUGCAAGGAGCGCACUGUGUUCCUUCCAUGGUAACCCCUGUUUACAGGCACAGUUCUCCUCGAAGGCCUCUCGGUAUCCCUUCUCUGUGCUUGGCUUGCAGCGUCAAACCCAGUUCCGACCAUCUCCGAUCUCAGCUUCACCAGCUCCGCUCCGAAGCCAACGCCGCCAGAGACGACGCCAAUAGUGCAAGGCUGCGGAUGAUGAGACUGUCAGAGGCAGCAGAGAACCUUAAACGACAGGCAGCUGUAAGUGUUCAGACCGGAAGGGAAAAUGAUGCAAGACAACUGCUUUUCCAGAAGAAGAAGGUUAUGCAGGCUAUUGAUAGAUCAAAGGGUCGCAUUGAAUUGCUUGAUGAGCUUUGUGCAAAGCUCAAUGAGGCUAUCUCUAAGAAAGAAACCCAGCUGAUUGGCAAUCUUGCCUCAGAUCUCGAAGUUGAUGGGGAAGAUGCUUCUGGUCCGGUUCGGGUUGUAUCUCCCAAAGCUGCUGAAGGGUUCCCCAAUGGUUUAGAUGAUGCCAAAGACCUAUCUUCCAAUAGCAUGGAUAUCUCCCAUAUGCACAAGCCCCAGUCUUGUGGCAAUGGGAACUUUAAGCUGGAAUAUCUUGAUGUGGGUAUCUCAAAUGAGAAUCUUGAAAACACAGGGUUAAGUGGCAUAUCUUCUUACUAUGACUUCUUGGAGCACAUAGAUACACAGCUUAGCAAGAUCGAAGCACAAUUAGUCACAGUCCUGAAUGUUUCUGCGUGGAUUCUGAUUAAAGAGAAGACACCUGAUAAUUCAGAAGUGAAGCAAACAGAAGAGCUUUUGUCCAGCAUUCGUGUUAUUCGACAGCAAGUUGCAGAGAUGAUGGAAGGUAAGGUGGAAAUCUGAGUCCCCACUAAGCUUUCAUUCUCCCUUGCUAGCAUGGAAGAGAAAUUCAGCAGUCUACUUGAUCAGCAAUCAAACUCUGAAUAUUAAUCAUCUACUGCUCUCAAAUACGGAACGACAGCAAAUCCCAGAUCACUGUAAAGAAAUAGCGGAGACAGAGAAAAUGGCUUGGCAGAGCUGUUGUUGAGCAAUGGAGAGCUUGCUUGGUGAGAUUUGAGAAGAUUACCAAGUUCGGAGACAGCAGGAGAGCAAUUAAGUAGACAAGUGAAAUUUGUAUGAUCUCCACUGUUCCUCUACAAAGUAGAUGAUCCAAUAAUUAGUCCUCUGGAAGUCAAAGCUUGGUGUCAAGAUUACCAUGAUGGGCAGCUGGAGGAGAGCCUAACAAAGAACGCAUGGAUGUACCUUCUCGAUUUACAUGAUCUUGUUAAUACCAUGUAAAUGUCGAAAGCUUGUUUUCCGUUGGCAGCAUAAUUUUGGCUGUUGAGUAGUUUCAUUUGCUUUCCAUUGAACUUGUAAGACAAAGAUUAUGGAAAGUUCUGAAGUGCCAGGAUAUGAGGACAACCUUUUGGGCCAAAACCUUUCCACUUCCUUUACAAGACUCGACUAUGAAAUGAGGACUGAUGUGAAGAUCAUCCAAGUCUGGAGUCCAGAUCAAGCUCAUCAUGCCAUAUUGCUAUUUGUUUUCAUAACCACUAGUGAAAGUAUUUAUUAUAGUAAAAUAUUUCAUCGACU
Messenger RNA from Linum trigynum, 3326 nucleotides. NCBI's taxonomy places the organism in Eukaryota, Viridiplantae, Streptophyta, Magnoliopsida, Malpighiales, Linaceae. The record is from the annotation of a GenBank genome assembly.